AAAGAAAAUGGACCAAUAAGAGCGUUAGACGAGGAUUGUACUUUAAUGUUCGCUCAAUUACUCUUUUUUUACUUUCCAUAACUUUCUCACCUCUCCUCUUCUCAACUCCCUUUCCUCUCUCUCUCUCUCUCUUUCUCUCUGGAACCGUUAAAGGUUUAGGUUUGUGUUCUCUCAACAACAACGAUGGUGAGCUCCUCAGACACGACGAAUACGAUCUCUGUUUCUUUUCUAUCAAAGAGGUCUCGAUCUCCUGAACCACCCCAUCAGAAGCUCACUCUCAAGGUCAAGAACCAACAGGGAUCAGAGGAUAUAUACAAAAUUGGAGCUCAUGCACAUCUAAAGAAACUAAUGACUGCUUACUGUCGAAAGAGAAACUUAGAGUACAAUACUGUCCGAUUCCUCUACAACCAUAAACCCAUCAAACCACGACAGACUCCUGCUCAGCUGAGGAUGGAAGAAGAAGAUGAGAUCUUGUUGGUCAUGGAACUAGGUGGUGGCGGUCCUUACACUCCUUGUUGAGAUCUCGCCGGAAUUUAUCCCCCGGGAAAGAAAAAGAAAAGAGAAGAGGCGCUUUUAGGGUUUCUUUAAUUAGAAUUUUAAUUACGACCACUUUGGUUUUUGUUAUGUUGAAUCUCUAAAGUCUUUGUCUGAAACAUUGUUGUCCAGUUGUUCAUUUUGAUUCGUAAUAUUUUUAGAUUUUGAAGGAAAAUUAAUUAUUACUUUUCUC
Molecule: messenger RNA, 727 nt
Organism: Camelina sativa (false flax)
Lineage: Eukaryota; Viridiplantae; Streptophyta; Magnoliopsida; Brassicales; Brassicaceae
Product: small ubiquitin-related modifier 5-like
Molecular function (GO): protein binding
Source: RefSeq, a predicted model, not a curated record